This is a messenger RNA of Knipowitschia caucasica, 3066 nucleotides long. NCBI's taxonomy places the organism in Eukaryota, Metazoa, Chordata, Actinopteri, Gobiiformes, Gobiidae. The record is from the annotation of a GenBank genome assembly.
AUGGAGCCCUCCUCGGCCAAAGCCAAAGCCUCCGGCCGCCUGCUGCUCUCCACUCCGCUGGACUGUAAGGACGAGUUGGAGGAGAGGUUGGAGCGCUGUGUUGGCAUCGUCCAGUCACUGACCAAUGGGCUGUCAGAGCGAGAAGCUAACGAUGCGUUGACCGCAAACGUUUGUAAGGGGCAGCAGCAGCAUGAGGAGGUAUGUCUGGGUUUGUUUGCACUGAUCCUGACAGAACCAGCACAAGCCCAAAGGUGCUACAGAGACCUAACACUGGUGAACAGAGAUGGAAUGAACAUUGUUUUGGUCAAAGUGAACCAGAUCCUCAUGGAGAAGUUCCUCAAGCUGCAGGAUGCCCCACGAACACAGAUGGUCUGGCUGGUCCGUGAGCUGGUGAAGACCUCUGUGAUUGGGGCAGAUGGAGUCCUCAUGACGCUGCUCAAACAGAUCGCAGGAGGAGACAUCUCCAGUAAAAACCUGUGGUUAGCAGAGAACGCACUGGACAUCCUCUUAGACCAGAAGGAGUGGGUGCUGAAGAGUGGGAUGCUGGUUGCCAUGUCUGUUUACACUUAUUUGCGUUUGAUCGUGGAUCAUGGAGCCCAGAACCUUCUAACGCUGAGACAGAAGGAAGUGGAGUACUGCGCAGGGAUGCUGCGAGACAAGUUUAUGGACUGUGUGGUCAUCGGCAGAGAUCUGGUGCGUUUGCUGCAGAAUGUGGCUCGAAUCCCAGAGAUGGAUCUUCUCUGGAAAGACCUGCUUCACAGCCCUCAGAGCCUGAGUCCACAGUUCACAGGGAUCCUGCAUCUACUCACUGCUCGUACGUCUAGAAAGUUUUUGGCCUGUCGCCUCACACCGGACAUGGAGACCAAGCUACUGUUCAUGACGUCACGGGUCCGGUUCGGGCAGCAGAAGCGGUACCAGGACUGGUUUCAGAGACAGUACCUGUCCACGGCCGAGUCCCAGUCCCUACGCUGCGACCUGAUCCGCUACAUAUGUGGCGUGGUGCACCCUUCCAACGAGGUCCUCAGCUCCGACAUCCUCCCAAGAUGGGCCAUCAUUGGGUGGCUGCUGACCACAUGCACGUCGAAUGUGGCUGCAUCCAAUGCUAAACUUGCUUUGUUCUACGACUGGCUCUUCUUCAACCCCGAGAAAGACAGCAUCAUGAAUAUUGAGCCGGCCAUCCUGGUCAUGCAUCACUCAAUGAAACCUCAUCCUGCCAUCACAGCCACGCUGUUGGACUUCAUGUGUCGGAUCAUCCCUCACUUCUUCCCUCCGCUGGAGUCGCAGGUUCGUCAGGGCGUCUUCAGCUCCCUCACCUUCAUCAUGGAGAAGAGAGUCCUGGCGCACCUGGCUCCUCUCUUCGAUAACCCCAAACUGGACCGUGAACUGCGCUCAAUGCUCCGAGACAGAUUCCCUGAGUUCUGCAGCGCCCCCUCCCCCCCGACUGAAGUGAAGCUGGACGAUUCGUCCCUCUUGGACUCGUCUCUUUUGGACAAAGAUGAAUCUGGAUACGACCACACGGAGGCGGCGUUUUCUGAUGACGAAGAUGAGAUCAGCUCAAAAGGGAAGAAGCGUGAGUUCCGGUUCCAUCCAAUCAGAGAAGCCAUUGUUGAGGAACCUGCUGACAUCACACCGUGGUUGGACCAAUUAGAAGACAGCAUAAAAGACAAAGUGCAACAAUUACAGAAAACUAGCGACACAGAGACUCAGUGUGAGGUGAUGCAGGAGAUUGUGGACCAGGUUCUUGAGGAUGACUUUGACCAGGAACAGAUGUCUUCUCUGUCCUCGUGUCUCUCGGAGCUGUUCAAGGAGCAUUUCAGAGGGGAUGUUCUACCGGACGAGAUCACCGAAGAGUCUCUGGAGGACUCCGUGGGGAAGCCUGUUUGUCUCAUUUUCAGGAACCUGGUCCUGAUGCAGGAGGACAACAGCGGGUUCUCGGUUCUUCUGGACCUUCUGGCAGAACUGUACCAGAAACAGCCCAAGAUCGGAUACCACCUGUUGUACUACCUCAAAGCCAGUAAAGCGGCAAAUGGGAAGAUGCUGUUGUACGAGUCGUUUGCUCAAGCAACGGCACUCGGAGAUCUCCACACGUGUUUAAUGAUGGACAUGAAGGCCUGUCAGGAGGACGACGUGAGGCUGCUCUGCUUCCUCACACCCAGUAUAUAUACUGAGUUUCCAGAUGAGACUCUUCGGAGUGGAGAGCUACUCAACAUGAUUGUGGCGGUGAUCGACUCCACUCAGUUACAGGAGCUCAUGUGUCACGUGAUGAUGGGAAACCUGGUGAUGUUUCGGAAAGACUCUGUCCUCAACAUCCUCAUUCAGUCGUUGGACUGGGAGACGUUUGAACAGUACAGCACCUGGCAGCUAUUCCUCGCUCACAGUAUUCCACUGGAGACCAUCAUUCCAAUACUGCAGCACCUGAAGUACAAGGAACACCCUGAGGCCUUGUCGUGUUUACUGCUGCAGCUGCGGAGAGAGAAGCCUUCAGAGGACAUGGUGAAGAUGGUUUUGUCCCGUCCCUGUCACCCAGACGACCAUUUCACCACAAGUCUGCUGCGACACUGGGCCACACGCCACGAUGAGACUUUGGCCGAGAACAUCAAGGCUCAGCUCAUAAAGAACAACAGCCAGCCCCGGAAAAGACAGAGUCUGCGCAGUUCCAGCUCUAAACUGGCUCAGCUGACUCUGGAGCAGAUCCUGGAACAUCUGGACAAUCUGAGACUGAGCCUCCAGAACGUCAAGAACAACUUUUUCUCUCAGACUCCAAUUCUUCAGGCUCUGCAGCACGUUCAGGCAAGCUGUGACGAAGCACACAAAAUGAGGUUCAGCGACCUCUUCUCAUUGGCUGAGGAGUUUGAAGACGCUCAGAACAAACCUCCAAAGUCACGGCGUAAAGCGGCUGCUGCCUCCAGCCCACGGCAGAGGAAAGGCCCCGCCCCCCCAACUGCCACAGCAACCACUGAAGAGGAGAGUGCAAGCAGCAGUGCAUCGGAGGAGGAAGACUCGAAGCCUAAAGCUCCGAAGAGGAAGAGGAAAGGUUCGUCGGCAGUGGGAUCUGAUAGUGAUUGA